Micropterus dolomieu (smallmouth bass) is the source of this 894-nucleotide messenger RNA. Its product is annotated as heat shock 70 kDa protein 1-like. NCBI's taxonomy places the organism in Eukaryota, Metazoa, Chordata, Actinopteri, Centrarchiformes, Centrarchidae. Bases 66 to 635 code for a protein of 189 amino acids. Gene Ontology annotation, cellular component: cytoplasm. The transcript has a single exon. Gene Ontology annotation, biological process: cellular response to unfolded protein; protein refolding. Gene Ontology annotation, molecular function: heat shock protein binding; ATP-dependent protein folding chaperone; ATP hydrolysis activity. The record is from RefSeq and is a predicted model, not a curated record.
UCUUCAGCACCUACUCCGACAACCAGCCCGGGGUCCUGAUCCAGGUCUACGAAGGGGAAAGAGCCAUGACCAAGGACAACAACCUGCUGGGCAGGUUUGAGCUGACGGGAAUCCCGCCCGCUCCGCGAGGGGUCCCGCAGAUCGAGGUCACCUUCGACGUGGACGCCAACGGCAUUUUGAACGUGUCUGCGGUGGACAAAAGCACCGGCAAAGAGAACAAGAUCACCAUCACCAACGAUAAGGGCCGGCUGAGCAAGGAAGAGAUCGAGAGGAUGGUGCAGGACGCCGACAAAUACAAAGCUGAGGACGACCUUCAGAGGGAGAAAGUCUCCGCCAAGAACUCCCUGGAGUCCUACGCCUUCAACACGAAGAGCGCCGUGCAGGACGAGAAGGUGAAGGGCCAAAUUAGCGAGGAGGACCGGAAGAAGCUGAUUGAGAAGUGUGACGAGACCAUCAGCUGGCUGGAGAACAACCAGCUGGCUGAUAAAGAGGAGUACCAGCACCAGCAGAAGGAGCUGGAGAAAGUGUGUAACCCCAUCAUCAGCAAGUUGUAUCAGGGAGGAAUGCCCGCCGGAAGCUGUGGAGAGCAGGCACGAGCCGGCUCCCAGGGGCCCACCAUUGAGGAGGUGGACUAAAGUGGCCCUUCACAUGGACUCUAUGAUCACCGGGACUGUUUGAAAUACCACUGUAACCUCCUUUUUUAAGAUGUGGUGAUGAAUAAGUUCUUCCAUGUAAAUAUUGUUUACUGCAGAUGUUUAACAUACAGCUGAAACUAUAUGUCUCACGGUAAAAUAUCCUUUUAUAUGUGACACAUGAGGAUCCAAAAGUUUAAGAUAUCUUCCUUGUAAAAAAAAUUGUUUAUCUCUGAUCAAAACUGUUGUUUAGAAUUAACUG